Molecule: messenger RNA, 765 nt
Organism: Effrenium voratum
Lineage: Eukaryota; Dinophyceae; Suessiales; Symbiodiniaceae
Source: the annotation of a GenBank genome assembly
AUGAUGUUCGUGACAAAGCUCGCCUUCGGACUGCCAUCGAAGAUCCACCUGGAAGCGGCGGUGGUGAAGCGAGCCCGGGACGCCUUGCGUACCCUGCAGGCACGUGACGAAGCUCGGGAGGAGCUUCGGCAAGCCACGGCCGUGAAGGAGGUGGCGCGGCUGAAGGCUGCCAUCGCGAAUGCCGAGAGGCUGGGUCUUCAGGAGGAGGCGCCGGGAAUGCUUGGGCAAGAUCCCAAGGAGCAAGAGGAGCUUGAGGCUGCGCGUGCUGAGCUACGGCUGCAUGCCAUGGCAAGGCUAUCAAAGUUGGCAGAUGCGGAAGACUUGGACAACUUAGCCAAGGGAUUGCAGGAGCUCGAAGGCCACGGUAUCCCAGACCCAGAGUGGCGCGAGUUCAAGAAGCGGCAUUCCCAGCUCAAGAUCCGCCAAGAAUGCGAGAGCAAGCUGGCGCUGGCAACCAAGGCCCGAAACAAGGAGCACAUUCUGGCAGCGAUGGAAAAGGCCAAGGAAUCCUUUGUGGAGGAGGAUUCGGACGUGAUUCAGAUCGCCCGAAAGACCUUGCACAUGCUGGAGGCCGAGGAGAACAUGGCGAAGACCAGGGCCGAAGUCGCAGAGGAGCUGUCGAAAGCCGUCCAGGCAGAGGACCAGCGCCGAUUGCUCGCGGCGAUCACCGCGGCCGACGCCGCGGGCUUCACGACCGAAGUUGCCAGGUCGCCUUUGCCAGGGAAAGGCUCCGACGCCUGCGAGCCCGAGUUGGCGCUGCCCUGA